Trichoplusia ni (cabbage looper) is the source of this 6710-nucleotide messenger RNA. RefSeq names its product zinc finger protein 665 (gene cg). Gene Ontology annotation, molecular function: DNA-binding transcription factor activity, RNA polymerase II-specific; RNA polymerase II cis-regulatory region sequence-specific DNA binding. NCBI's taxonomy places the organism in Eukaryota, Metazoa, Arthropoda, Insecta, Lepidoptera, Noctuidae. Bases 572 to 3112 code for a protein of 846 amino acids. The record is from RefSeq and is a predicted model, not a curated record. The transcript is spliced from 17 exons. Gene Ontology annotation, biological process: regulation of transcription by RNA polymerase II.
AGUCAACGUAACUUUUUUACUGAUAAUAAUCAUUGCUACGUGAAUGAGUUGAAUUUAAAAGUCCUAAUUGACCAUAAACAAUAAAAUGGCGUCCGGUUUUUUGUGUGUGCGAUAAAAUUAUUGUUUUCAUCAAAUCGUAAGAUUUAACUGAGUUAGGGCUAAAAACUCAUAUUCAUUAGUAUUAAAAUACAAUAAUGUAUAGUUAUAAUGCGUCUAAUAAACUAAAUCACGUGUCAUUGGUUAAAAAUAAUGUGCGUGUCAAUCUUGCUCGUAGCGUCGUUGUCCUAUGCCGCCUUUUAUAUUGAGUUGAUUAGACUAAUUUACGAAGAUUUCUUCGUGUAGAUUGAUCUUCGUAAGUGAAAAAUAACGUCGACAACAAUGAAUUUACAUAGAUAGUAGUGAUUUUGUCGGCAUUGUGAUCGAUGAGUGCGUCGUGCGUUUGUAGUUGUGAAAGCGUACAUACAUGUUCGCAAUGAUAAAACUGUCAUGAGGACUCUUGUUUACUAUCAAAUAGUGAAUUUGUGUUAGUGGAUUUAUUUUUCUAUGUGAUAAAUUAUAUUUGUUGUUUAAAAUGUGUAUGCCAACCCCUAAUAAUGUUUCGGGCUUCGGUUACUCGUGGGGCUUCACGAGUUCGGCGGACCUCACGAAAGGCGAAGUGGAAACUCCGAGUAGUUUGAGUUAUACCUUGGGGAAUACGGUGUCACCAGAAACAACCCUGACUGUUAUGUCCCACAAAACACCGCAAGUACAAGAGAAAGUUGGUGCGGUAACAGUAGCGGUAUCAAAUUCAGGGGCUCAGUUAACAAGGGUGGUCACGGGCACACCGGUUUCAGGGAGAAGAGCUAUGUUUGUUGUCAAUGAAGGCCCCACACAUACAUUAAACAGAGUUACACAACAGAAUCAAACUACUACUAUACAUACGAAUUUAGCAGCUAAGCCGUUUAUGACACCAAUAGGUCCUAUCCAGUUAACUGCUGAAGAAUGCAACGAGAUAUUGAUGAAGAGGGCGUUACAAGCGCAAGGGAUCGCGACCCCCGUGAUAGACGCGUCGCAACUCAACCACACAUUACUGAAUGGUGGUCUGAAGAGCCUUGCAGAGGCCACCACACAGCAGACGCAAGCUGAGACCAUACAGACAGCCACGGUACAUCAACAUCACUUGUUACAUACGAAACAGGAGCCUGGAACUGCUAAUAACUCGCCAAAAGCGGUGUAUUCUCAGACGGAGCUCAUGAAUACGAACACGGUGAUGACUACAGCGCCCCCUGCCGCCGUCAAAGAGCGCCCCUACGGGUGUGAAGAGUGCGGAAAGUCGUUCUUACUCAAACAUCAUCUUACUACACACGCGAGAGUACAUACUGGUGAGCGGCCACACGUGUGCGCGCACUGCGGCAAGGCGUUCGCGAGAAAACACUGUCUCAACACGCACUUGCUGUUACAUUCCGCGGAGAGGCCUUACAGAUGUCACGAGUGUAAGAUGGCGUUCACGUUGAAACAUCAUCUGGUUACGCAUUCCAGGGUGCAUAGUCGAGACCGUCCUUUUGUAUGCAACGAGUGUGGGCGUGGUUUUCCAUUGAAGCGCCAUCUAGUGACGCACAGCAAGUACCACGCCGGCGAGCGACCAUACGUGUGUAGUGAUUGUGGAGAAAGUUUCGCCCAGAAGGAGCACCUGGUGAUGCACAGCCGCUUCCACGGGUCUCUGUGCCCGUACGUGUGCCCGGACUGCGGCGUGACGUUCGCGCGCAAGUUCCAGCUCGUCAACCACGGCCGCGUGCAUGGCCGCGUGCCGCACGCCUGCCCCGUCUGCGGGAAGGAGUUCCUGCAGAAGCGGACGCUCAUCGCGCACAUGAAAAUACACACAGGAGAGGGUGCAGUAGCGUGUUUAGAAUGCGGCGAAGCCUUCAAAUGUAAAACGGAAUUACAGCAACAUUGUAAAAUGACGCGGCACUGUCUCAGCACGACUGCACAGCAACAACAGCAGCAGCAACAGCAACAACAACAGCAACAACAACAGCAACAACAGCAGCAGCAACAACAGCAACAGCAAGCACAGCAGCAGCAGCAACAACAACAAGCAACUGUGAUAAAACAAGACGACUUCAAACCACAAAUUGUUCAGGUUAUCGGCGCAGAUGGUCAAAUAGUAACGGAAAAAACUACGCCAGGCUAUGCGUGUCCUGAGUGUGGAUCAUGUUUCAACACAAAGGAGGCGCUGUCGCUGCACGUGCGGCUGCACGCGGGGGACCGCACGUGCGUCACGGACCUGUGCGCGCUCACGGCCGCGCUGCAGCCCGGCCUCGUGGCCGCGCCGCACAGUUUCAUUGUUCCAGAUCAACCAAUACAGAUAAUUUCUUCGAACCCCAACAAUGUUGUACAUACGCAAGUAAUAGCAGCGAAUCAUCAUGUAACCUCUCCUCGGCCAAAAAUUCAUUUUUGUGGAGACUGCGGGAAAGGAUUCGCGGCUAAACACGGUCUAUUAGCACAUCAAAGAAGACAUCCUGACGGCAGCUGUACAUUAAGAACGCACGUGUGUGAUCAGUGUGGCAAGGCAUUCUUCCAGAAGAACCAUUUGAUGCUUCAUCAGAGACAACACAUGGACUUACCGCCUAGAAAUACACAACCUGUGACACAACAAACACAGCAACAGGUUACGCAACAGGCCGUGCAGCAAGCGCAGCAAGUACAACAACAGGUGCAACAACAAGUCCAGCAACAGCAACAACAGCAGCAGCAACAGCAACAACAACAGCAACAACACCAGCAGCAAGUGCAACAUCAAAACAGUUUAGAGUUAGACCAGCAAGACCAUCAGGCGACGCAUAUACAAGUUGUAACGAACAGGUCGGGGCAGGUGAUCGGCAACCAGAUCGUGGUGGGGUCAGUGGGCGGCGCGCGGCGGCUGGUGGCCCCGCAGCUGCACAUCGUGGGCCGCGACAUCAAGCCCGCGCUCGCGCAGCUGGCGCACAAGCAUCACGCCAGGCAACAUACUACUAGUGGUGACGCAAAAGAAGUCGGCGGUUUGGUCCUAUCGGCGGGCCGCACGGGCCUCAUAAAGUACGAGAUCUCUCUCCCGCCGCCGACGUCAGUGGUCCAAGUUCAGCAGCUCGAUUGAGUGAAACGUGACCCAGACGAGCCUAUGGUCGUCUGGCUCAAGAAGUGAAGUGUCGGACUCUAGCGAGCGUUGGGUAUGCUUGUAGAUAUAGUGACGUGCUAAAUUGUGACUGUUGAUGAAAUAAUGUUCCGCUUUUCUUUUAAAAAUGUAGAUACAGUCUAAAAGUUAUCGUGGACUAUUUUCCACAGCCAUUGUUUUUAAUCAGAAUUUUAAAUAUUUUACACAAUAAGUGUUGCCUUUCAGAAACAAGAAUCUAGUCCCAGUUGACAUUGUCGUUGGUAUAGAUGUGACUGGUUGGUCUGUCAUAAGUACAAUUUACACAAAAAUGGGUUUUAAAAAACUUUUUCAAAAUUGACAAAAAAUUCGUGUUCACAUUAUGAACUACAAGCAUAUCCAAUACACAAUAAACCAUAGGUACAUUGUAUAAAGUUGUAAACAGUGCGAGCGACCGCGAGUGUAUAUGUGUACAGUUACGAAGUGAAGUGUUGGUUGAAUUAAUGUCAUUUUGGUUACGAGUAUCUUGGUACAGGUGGGUGCAUUGUUACGUGUGGAUAAUGAGUAUGUAAUGGUCCAACUUUUGUCGUAGAAAAACCGCUAAAGAUGUUGGUUGGUGUGAAUACUCUCUUUUAAAAGUACAAGUAAGGGUUAUGAUUGAUCUCGCACUACUUUGCGUGUUUAUCCUUUACUAUUAGCAUAGAAUCAUGUCGGGCUUUAGAUUAGUAAAGCUGUUUAGGCAUCAUCUCAUAAGCAAUAUACUGCACUGCCUAAUAAAACCUUAAGACAAUGUGUUCUAGUGGCCCAUUAACCAUAAUUAUUGUUGCUUUGAAUAUCAUCUAUAAUAGAGAACAUAUCACACCUUACAUCCACAAGUAACAAUCCCAUUUGUAACCAUGAAAACUAAAAUGUAAGCCUAAAUUAUAAAAAAUAUAAUGCCAAUAGAUUGGAAAGCUUUAUUUAACGUUUAGACGUCUGCCUUACAAUAGAGCCUUAAUUUUAUCGUUCUUUAUUCUAGAGGUAUAAAGAAUACGGGAUCUACUUAAUUUGAUGGCAAUAAUUAUUAAAAAAAAACUGAUUGACUCAUUUGUGUAUAAUAUAGUAAAUGUUCUAAAAUUUAGGACAUGAUAUGGAGUGUAAAAAGACAGGUUAGCGACCAUGUUUUUGUGUAAUAUAGUCUAGAUUUAAGGGCAACUUAGUAUAAUUAGUAAUCUCUUGUACAUAUCAAUACGUUUUUACGGCACUGAGCGGUGGAUUUUGUAAUAAAAUGUACAAUUUCUAUGUAGGUUUCAGCAUUUAAGUUUUGGUUAGGGUUGGCCCAUAUCUAUCAAUCAUGUUACUUGUCAGCAUUUCUAAAUCUUAUGUUGUAUACAACAUCAGGUAUAUGAGUACCAACUACAGCUAAAUGGUUUGUUUAUUUUGAUAUCCAUUCCAUUAGGCCUUAGUUGAUUACGAAGAACAACGCACAUUUAGUUAAGGAUUAGCAAAAUAUUGGUAAAGGUUAUAUUAAACUCCCCAUUAGUCACACAUCACAAUUUUCAAAACACCAAUCAUCAUUGAUGAAAUGGCUUGUGAUAUCAUUGAUACAUAUAUUUCGACCGAUAUUAUUAUUUAGGCGUCAUGUCCAAUAAGCUUUUUUUAAGUACAUAUAAAUAAUCUGUUUAUUUUUUCCUUUUUUUUUAACUUACUGGCAGGAUGGGAGGUGUGUAAUGUGCAAUCAAAAUUCAAGAUUAGAUGAUUUAUAGAUCUGAGUUUAUAUUUUAUACAUGUAUCAAGCAGCUAAAUGUUUUGGGGUUUACCCAACUGCAAUUGGCUUCUUAUCAAUAAAUAGCAAACGAAUUUUUAAAUGUAGCUUGGCUAAAAUGUUUUGUAAGUGUUACAAACUGACUUACAUUGCUUAUUAGUUUGUGUUCGUCAAGUUAAAUUUAAUGUUCAAACGAAAAUAUUCAGUGUGCAGUGCUGUUUAAGGUUCCAAUUUAUCUGUAUGUUUGUCACAUAUGUUUAUAAAUUAGUUAACUUCUGCAAAUACUCGUGAGAAGUUAUGCUAUUAGACACUUGUAGUUAUAAUUGGUCUGGUCAUAGUACUCAUAGUUAUAACUGAAUAUGUCCUAGCUUCUAAUUAGUGUAUUCUAGACCUCGCAAGUUAGUUAUACGCGUCAACAGAUAUCUAAGCAAUAAUAGUGACUUAUAGUACUUUAGUAAAUUCUAUGUUCUGAUGAAUAUACAUUGUAACACAUUAGGCAGUAGGAUUCAUAGAACAGAGAAAAGGCUAUGACGUUAACUUUAGAUAUGGAAGAUCUCUUAGGCAAUUCGUGUACAAGGCAAUGAAAGCCGUAAUACUGAAAAGUUUAUACUCCAAGUGAGUAGUAAGACUUUGGUGACUACAGUUGUGAGGUAUCGGCUCGGUUACUGGCUCAGAUAUAGGAUAUUUUUUGAUGAUAGGAACAAUAGGAACUACCUAAGUAUCAGACCAUAUAUAUGCAGAUUUAUAUCUAUAUAAAAGUAGGUUUCAUUUAGCACAAGGUACCAAAUCAGCUUAUGUCCUCAAGCAGAACUUUUCACGAAUAUUCAUUUGUGCAUGUGAGUAAAAUUUGAGUGUUUGAUAAAAGUAGAGAUAUGUCUUCCAACUCUUGGAACUUUGAUCAGCACUGCAACAUGUCAUAAUUGUUGUUUCUGCUAAAUACAAAAUAUUAAUGACUGUCUCUUUUAUAUUGUAAACACAAUUAUUUUUGUGUAUUUUGUAUAACAUUAAAUAUUACGUAUAAAGCAGAACGAAACUAUACUUCCUAAAAUAAAAAGUCAAAGUCUAUUAUUUUUGGUGUCUAAAUUGAGUAUCUAGUCUGUGAUAGGGAGAUUGUCGAUUUCUGUCCGUAAAAUGUCAUGUAUACAUACGGUGUAACGUUCAAGUUUGUCAAAUAAUAAAAAUAUGAUUAGAAAACGUUGAGUUCACAGAUAUUUAUACUGUUAUUAAAAUAAAAUUGUUACUGUAUUAUUCCACACUUGGGGAAAGGCUUCCUUUUUAUAGUAUUACAUGAUUUUAUAACUUUAAAUACUCUAUUAUUGAGCUGAAACAAAAUGUAGUCAUAGCUUUAGGUUGGAGACUGAUAAAAACGAAUUAAUAAAAUUUGGGAUAAUCGAAAUUGCAUUUUUAAUACAACAAAACAGAAUUUGGAAGCAAAGUCGACCGUAACAGGAAAAAAAUUCAAUUGAUUUUUUAAUUAUACUAAAAUCACUCCGAUCUUCCAUUAUUGUAGUUUUCAAACCUAUGCGAAUACAAAACAAUUACUGCAAUCUAUCAUAAGACUUCAAAACUCAAAAUAUAACUGUUUUUACUACAAAGUAUAUUUGAUGAACGAAUUACUGCAAACACGACAUAUUACGGACAGAAUGUUGGUGCGAAGUCUGUUUAAAAUUUCAUGUACAGUAUUAUUGUAUAGAGAAAUGUAUUACAUGAAAUACACAGAGAAACACUUCCACACUUUUAUGUAUUUUUCUUUGUUAAUAUUUUAAAUCUUGACAAGUUGUUUGCCAUUAACUUACAUGUAAAUAUUAUAGUGGAUAUCUAUAAUUUUUAUAUUAAAUGAUAAUAUACAUACCGUAAUAA